Messenger RNA from Fimicolochytrium jonesii, 1437 nucleotides. RefSeq lists its product as uncharacterized. Gene Ontology annotation, cellular component: TRAPPIII protein complex. The transcript is spliced from 2 exons. The coding region runs from base 1 to 1437 and encodes 478 amino acids. The record is from RefSeq and is a predicted model, not a curated record. NCBI's taxonomy places the organism in Eukaryota, Fungi, Chytridiomycota, Chytridiomycetes, Spizellomycetales, Powellomycetaceae.
AUGGGGGACCAUGGCAAUGCGGGUCCACCGCAUUUGCUAUCACUGAAAGUCAUGCGGCUGUCGCGGCCGGCGUUCGUGCAAACAAACCCGAUACCUUUCGAUGAUUCCGAUCCAAGUCUUCCCGGCCAUCCCGGCUUGGCGGACCUAUUACACCUCGACUCACCAGUAGCUCAAACACCCACGCGAUCUCAACAAGCCCCGGACAGUGUCAACCUCCGCGACUUUGGCCUCAGCGACCUCCUCGCCCUCCCGCCCUCCUUCGGAAACAUCUACCUCGGCGAAACCUUCUCCAGCUACCUCUGCAUCAACAACGAAAGCCAGGCCGCCACGCAGGAUGUCGGGAUUAAAGCUGAGCUGCAGACGGGGUCCCAGCGGUUCACGCUCACCGAUACCGUCGCGAGCACGACGCCCCGAGCGAGCAUCUCGUUGACGGACCGGAGUGGAACCAGCACACCCACGCGUGUGCCACUUCUGCCCACCCAAUCGGCGGAGUUUGUGAUCCAGCACGAGAUCAAGGAGCUGGGCGUGCAUAUCCUGGUGUGCUCGGUGCACUACUCGACGCCGGCGGGGGAGAAGCGGUUCUUUCGCAAGUUUUACAAAUUUCAGGUGUUGAACCCGUUGGCGGUCAAGACGAAGGUCAACUCGCUGCCGGAUGGGAAGGUGUUCCUCGAGGCGCAGGUACAGAAUAUGGCCGCCGAGCCCAUGUUCUUGGAACGGAUGCGGUUCGAUCCGUCGGAUUUGUUCGUUUACACGGACCUCAACUCCAUAAUACCCCGCGGGAGCGAGUCUGACUCUUCCUCACCAACAACAUUGACACACGUAUCGCCAUCAGAACCAUUAGGCGUCCUCAACACCAACAUCACCCGUCCAAACCCCACCCCCGCCAACCCCGCCCAAACCGUGGGCGCCACCGAAGAAGGCUCCAUCUACCUCAACCCGCAGGACAUCCGCCAAUACCUCUAUAUGCUCAACCCCAAAAAACCGCACGAUCCCGUCGCCCGCACAUCGCCCACACUCGGCAAACUCGAUAUCAUGUGGCGGACCCAUCUUGGCCAGACCGGCCGUUUACAAACAUCUCAACUCAGCCGGAAAGUGCCACCCACAGACCCUUACGAGAUGGCUGUUGUCAGCGUCCCGGACCGUAUCGUCGCGGAACAGCCUUUCAGCAUGACCUGCCGCGUGUACAACAACCUCGUCUCAGAAACACUCCGCCUCACCCUAUCGGGCAUCAAAGCGAACAUGAGCAGUAUCCUCCUCAUGGGCGCAAGCGAACGCGCAUUUGGGAACGUGCCGCCGUUGGAGCAUGUCGAUGUGACGUUGCAGUUUUUCCCGCUGCUGGCUGGGCUGCAUAAGGUGUCGGGGUUCAGGUUGAGCGAGAUGGUGUCCGGGACGAGUAAGGACAUUAAUCAUCUUACGGAUUUGUUUGUGUGGCCCUGA